Glarea lozoyensis ATCC 20868 is the source of this 1002-nucleotide messenger RNA. Its product is annotated as Cytochrome P450. The record is from RefSeq and is a predicted model, not a curated record. The transcript is spliced from 2 exons. The coding region runs from base 1 to 1002 and encodes 333 amino acids. Lineage: Eukaryota; Fungi; Ascomycota; Leotiomycetes; Helotiales; Helotiaceae. Gene Ontology annotation, molecular function: heme binding; oxidoreductase activity, acting on paired donors, with incorporation or reduction of molecular oxygen; monooxygenase activity.
AUGGUCUCUCGAAUCUCGGGAGCUGUUUUUCUUGGACAUCCCCACUGCCGUGACGAGCAAUGGCUACGUCUAUCAGUGGAUUACUCGAUCAAUGUAUUUCAAACUAGUUUUACAUUGAAACUAUUUCCCUCGGCAUUUCACCCGUUGAUAUCGCGAUUAAUUCCAGCCCAGCGCCGUCUCAGUCGGAAUCUCAAAGACGCGGAAACCAUAAUUGGGCCUAUCGCUGAUGAAAUUCGCAAGAAGAACGCAGGCCAAACUGCAGACGUGGAAAGAGAGAUACCAGGGUCACUCCUGUCCUGGAUGGUACACAACUCCGACUUCAAAGUGACGGACAACGGUACUCUCGCAGCAACACAGCUAAUAUUGACGCUUGCUUCAGUACAUACCACUUCAAUGGCAGUGUGUAAUGCACUUUUUGACAUCUGUGCACAUCCAGGGACUUUGAGACCUCUCCUCGAUGAGAUAAUGCAAGUGCUUGAUGGAAAGGAUCCCGAGCAGCUUUGUACCCAAGAUCUUUCACAGAUGAAGAAGCUCGACUCGUUUUUGUUGGAAUCUCAACGCUUCAAUCCACCAAUACUUCUCAGUCCCCAACGGGUGACAAUGGAGCCCAUCACGCUGAAGGACGGUACCUUCUUACCUAAAGGCACCCAAGUAGCAUGGCCUGCAGCAAACAUUCUUAUGGAUCCGAAUGUAACAUUCGAUCCGGAAGCGUUCAACCCGUGGCGAUCAUUCGAGCAAGGCAACGAAACGUCUCCAGCCAGUACCAACGCAUACGGGCAUACCAGUGAGAAAAACCUUCUAUUUGGACAUGGCAGACAGGCAUGUCCUGGCAGAUUCUUUGCUGUUGCUGAAAUUAAGAUGAUUUUGGCGAGGAUGUUGAUCGAAUAUGAUUUUCGUUUCUGCAAUCAAGGUUGCAGGCCGAAGAGCCUUACAAUCGAUGAGAUGGUCUUUCCUAACCCAUUUGCGAAAUUGAGUAUCAAGAGACGAAAUGAGGGAAGAUGA